GGUGAAGGCUCUUCCCAUUGGAAGUCUUCUACUAACAUUACUCAACCCAAGUUCUUCAAGAUUAUAUUAUCCCAACAUGAACGCAGCCGUCUAGUAACCACUUUCUUCCUUCUUCCAUUUUUCCCCUUCUUUUGCUGCUAUUUUGAAUCUAUGUCCUAUGUGUGUGUAGAUGUGUUGAACCAAAGAUUUUGGUGUGCAUGCAUCAGCUAUAAUUUUCUUUUUGUAUCAUUUGAUUCUUCUUAUUUCACCUGUAAUCACAUGUCUUGACUUCACGCAAAGCAAAUUAAGAUAGAGAUUUAGAUCCUUUGUUGGUUAACGGAAUCUGCAUGAGUUCUUUAGAAGAGAGUCUGAGAUUAGUCUUUCUCGUUAAUUCAAGUAUCACAAAUUCACGAUAAAAAGUAAUUCAAUUGGCGAAUUACAUCAGUCAUGGCAGCUAAGCCCCAAUUGCAACGUGAUGAAGGCUCCUCCCAUUGGAAAUCUUCUACUAACAUUACUCAACCAAAGUUCUUCAAGAUUAUAUUUUCCCAACAUGAAUCCAGCCGUCUAGUAUAUUGCAGGAUUUUCUCAAGAAAAACAGGUAUAUUUUACUGUGAUUCGAGAAGUAUGAAACUGAGUUUAGAUCUCCUUUGCACACAGAGGAUUCCGGAAGACUUUGCGAGCAGAUAUUGCAAGAACAUGCUAAACCCUGUGUAUCUUGAGGUUCCCAGUGGAGAAGUAUGGGAGGUUGAAGUUGUUCAUUCUCAAGGCCGAAUUUGUCUAGGCAUUGGAUGGCAAGAUUUCAGUGACUUCUAUUCAAUAAGCUGCGGCGACUUUCUGAUGUUUGGAUACAAUGCUCGUUCCCAUUUUAAUGUCACUAUAUUUGACUUGAGUGCAUCAGAAAUCGAAUAUCCAUACAGUUCUGUUCAUGGUAUACACACUCCCAUUUCCUAUUGCCAUGAAACACGCCAUGCACCAAAAAGAGACCAGUCCGGGUCAGAUGAUUCUGUAGAGAUCCUGGAGGGUAUUCCUAGAAGCCAGAAAGCAAAAGCAAAAAUUCCUGAUACGGUUGAGCAUUCUGUUGAAAACUUAGGCCAAUGUCCGUUAGGACAGUCCAGCAAAAGAAAAAGACAAAAAGGGGAUGCAGAGCAUGAUGCUUCAGUUGACAUGCAUGUCAAAAGAAUGAAGGUUGAGAAGUUGCAAGAGGAUGUAGCUUCACCUUCUUUCAUAAGAGAGGGCCAAAAUCAUGGGGAAGGCACUGAGAUUGAGCAUUCUCUUGAGAUAUUGGACCAUUGUCCAUCAGGACAUGGCAGCAAAAGAAAAGGACUAGAAGGGGACGCAGAGGAUGAUGUUUCAACUGACAUUCACACCAGAAGUAUCAAGGUGGAAAAGUCACGAGAGAAUGUGGCUUCGCCUUCUUUCACAAGAAAGACUAAAAAAAGCGGAGAAAGUUGCCGGAUGCACAAGCAACAAUCCAAGCUGGUCUCAGCUAAGAACAAGACAGUAUUGGAGAAAAAAAGGUCUAUAGCAUAUCAAAGAGCAAGAGCUUUUAAAUCUGAGAAUCCAUUUGUUAUAUAUUUUAUGCAACCAUCAUAUGUCUCGAAACCAUACAAUCUACACAUAUCGUUCUUAUUUGCAAGGAAAUAUUUCCCGGAGGAAUGUGGCAAUUUAGUGCUUCGUGUUCCUAGCAGAGGAUCUUGGACUGUCAAAUACGUCGUUGGAAGAUCAAAAGCAGAAAUUCGUUUCUGUUGGAAGGCCUUCGUGCUGGACAAUAAGUUAAAAUUUGGUGACGUUUGUGUAUUUGAAUUGAUUAAGGGAACUAAGCCCAUUUUAGAUGCCACUAUAUUUCCUGCAGCGGAGAGCAAAGCAAAGCAUAAGAUAGAUGGAAAAUUGCCAGACGUUUCUGAUUGUAAAAACAAGAUUAUCAAAACUGAGAAUUCAGAAGACGCUGGGAAGCAUGUGCAACAAUCUAAGUCUUCUUGUAAGGGCAGAGUGGUGGCCAAAGAAAUGGUUAUAGCGUAUCAAAGAGCCAAAGCCUUUAAAUCUGAAAAUCCAUUCUUCGUAUGUUUCAUGCAACCAUCAUAUGUGUCUUCUGCCUGCGGCCCGAUGCGAUUGUCCAUAACACUGUCAAGAGCUAGGAAAUUUUUUGCCACUAGACAUAGUGAUGUAGUACUUCAAGUUUCAAGCAAGAAAUCCUGGGCUGUGAAAUGCAUUCUUGGACCAGCUAACGCUAAGUUGACCUCCGGUUGGAAGGAUUUUGUGCUGGACAAUAACCUAAAAGUAGGUGAUGUUUGUGUGUUCGAAAGGGUUAGUAGAUCCAAACUUUUGUUCAAUGUCAUUAUAUAUACUUCUGCUGAAGGUAUUUAAGAUGGUUUCACUUCUUUAGUACUUUAAACUCCUAUGUAUAUUUUGGAAGGGAAGGAAACAAUGAACACUAUUCUCCCUAGGAACAACUUUAGGAUCUCUGAUUUUGUGAUCUUAACUUCUUUUAAAUAGUUUACCAGUAUGAGGUACGAUAUUAA
Messenger RNA from Nicotiana tabacum (common tobacco), 2498 nucleotides. Lineage: Eukaryota; Viridiplantae; Streptophyta; Magnoliopsida; Solanales; Solanaceae. The record is from RefSeq and is a predicted model, not a curated record.